AUGUUUAUUGGUGGACUCAACUGGGAAACAACCGAUCAAUCCCUACAUGACUACUUUUCACAGUUUGGCGAAGUUCAAGAAUGCACCGUGAUGCGGGACAGCGCCACCGGCCGUUCGCGAGGAUUCGGAUUCCUCACGUUUAAGGACCCCAAAACCGUGAACACCGUGAUGGUCAAGGAACAUUUCCUGGAUGGCAAAAUUAUCGACCCGAAACGAGCAAUCCCCCGCGACGAGCAGGAGAAGACGGCCAAGAUCUUUGUGGGGGGUGUUAGCCAAGAUGCCACGGAGGAAGACUUUGAGAGUUUUUUCGCCCAGUUCGGUCGAGUCAUUGACGCCACCCUUAUGAUGGAUAAGGACACUGGCCGACCGAGAGGAUUCGGGUUCGUGACUUUCGACAGCGACGCCGCGGUCGAGAAAUGUCUUGAGUACCACCCGUUGGAAAUCUUGGGCAAGCCCAUCGAAGUCAAACGUGCUCAACCCAGAGGCAAGAUGGGCGAGGCCGCCGACGACGGCUUCUCUCGCGGUGGCCGAGGCCGUGGUAAAUUCGGAGGAGACGAUCGCUAUGGCGGCGAUCACACCCAAGGAGCCCAGAACGGAUCCAACCAGGGAGGUAAUAUGACAGGAGGUAAUGGGAUGACUCCCCAGAUGAUGGCGCAGUACUGGCAGCGAAUGCAACAAUAUUUUGCCAUGAUGCAGCAGCAAAUGGCGGCUUCCAUGAUGGGCGGUAUGGGCGGUAUGGGCGGUAUGGGCGGCAUGGGCGGCAUGGGAAUUGGUCAGAUGAAUCCCCAGAUGAUGCAGCAAAUGAUGCAGAUGCAAAAGAUGCAGGGAGGCAACAGCCCGAACCCGCAGAACGCCGGGAUGGGCGGCAUGACGCCUCAGAUGAUGCAGCAGAUGAUGCAGAUGCAGCAGGGCGGCAUGGGAGGAAUGAACAUGGGUGGCAACCGAACCCCCAUGGGCCCGGCGAGCGCGGGAGGAGGAGCACGAGCUGGAUCGUUCUCGGCGCAGGAUCAAAUGGCAUUUGAACAGUCAAAGUAUGAACAGCAGAAUCGUCGCGGGGGCGGUUUCCCGCAGGGGCCUCGAGGGCAAGGCUUCCAAGGUCAGAGUCCAGGCGGCGGGCCGCAGUCCUGGGAAGGCAUGUAUGAUGAUGUUCCCCAGCCAGAAGGCAGUAUGAGUGGACGAGGAUCUGCCGGUCCGGUUCGCAAUAUGACCCCCAAACCGCCCAAGGGCCCCGGCGGAACGGCUCAACCAAGCGCGGCCCCGGCAAAUGCUCCAACCGGGCCGAAGAAUGCUGGGAGACCGGGAUCCAACUUUCGAGGAGGCAGAGGCGGCCGCUUUCAUCCGUAUGGAAGAUGA
This is a messenger RNA of Capronia coronata CBS 617.96, 1353 nucleotides long. RefSeq lists its product as uncharacterized. The transcript has 3 exons. Gene Ontology annotation, molecular function: RNA binding. The coding region runs from base 1 to 1353 and encodes 450 amino acids. The record is from RefSeq and is a predicted model, not a curated record. NCBI's taxonomy places the organism in Eukaryota, Fungi, Ascomycota, Eurotiomycetes, Chaetothyriales, Herpotrichiellaceae.